GGGGCUGGAAAGGGGGGUGGGGGGGAGGCCAAGGGAGGAGAGGGCGGGGGGGGUGAGGCCACGGUGGGGGCACCAAGGGACAGCGGGGGUGAGCCCAAGGGAGCAGAAGAUGGCGGGGGUGAGGCCAAGGCGGAGGCAGCGAAGGGCGCCGGGGGUGAGGCUGAGGGGGGGACAGCACAGGGCGCUGGGGCUGAGGCCAAGGCGACGGAGGCUGCUAGGGACGGGGGCGAGGUGGAGGCUGAGAAAGGAGCCGGGAGCGAGGCCGGGCCAACGAAGGAUGCCAAGGGAGCGGAGGCUGCCGGGGGCACGGCCGAUGGGGAGGCAGCGGCAGAGGCGGCGGAGGAGCCUCCAGCAGCACAGGCUGCCGGGGGCGAGGCCGAGGCAGAGGCGAAGGCUGAGCCGGCGGCAGCAGGCGGCCCCCAGGGCCGGCAGGAGCCCACCUGGCUGCAGGACGAGGAGGACGAGCUGUGGCCCGAGUUCCCCCCGUGCUCACCCACCACGGAGGGGGCCACCAGCCCCACGUCCCCCCUCUCUCCCACAUCUCCCGUGUCUCCUACGUCCCCCCUGUCCCCUGUGUCCCCCACAUCCCCCACAGCUGGUGCUGAGGGCUCAGGAGGCAGCGAGAGAGGUGCGUCCCCAGGGGGGGCACGGGACCGGGCGCCCCCCAGGGUGGUGGCCGUGGGGCGGCCACGGGCGAGUGCCAAGGCGCAGGGGCGCAGCGCCAUCCUGGAGAAGUUUGGAGGGGCAGCCAAGGGCCCGGCCCCGCACCUGAAGCGCCCGGGGGGCGCCGGCUCGGUGAAGGCCAUGCUGCUGGAGUGGUGCCGCGCCAGGACCCGCGGCUACCAGCAGAACGUGGACAUCCAGAACUUCUCGGGGAGCUGGGGCAGCGGCCUGGCCUUCUGCGCCCUCAUCCACAGCUUCUUCCCUGACGCCUUCGACUACAGCGGCCUGGAGCCCCACGACCGCCGGCACAACUUCGCCCUGGCCUUCGCCACCGCAGAGGCUCGGGCCGACUGCGCCCCGCUGCUGGACGUGGAGGACAUGCUGCGGCUGGCGGUGCCCGACGCCAAGUGCAUCUACACCUACGUGCAGGAGCUGUACCGCAGCCUGGUGGCCAAGGGGCUGGUGAAGACCAAGAAGCGCUGAGCCCCCUCCCCGGUCCCCAGCGCCCACCCCGCUCCCCGCCCCAGCGCUUUGUCCCCCCGCGUGGAUCCCCGGCAGUAAAGGAUUGCAGUGCCCG
Molecule: messenger RNA, 1240 nt
Organism: Oxyura jamaicensis (ruddy duck)
Lineage: Eukaryota; Metazoa; Chordata; Aves; Anseriformes; Anatidae
Product: smoothelin-like protein 1
Exons: 8
Biological process (GO): actin cytoskeleton organization
Cellular component (GO): filamentous actin; microtubule organizing center
Molecular function (GO): protein binding
Source: RefSeq, a predicted model, not a curated record